AUGUUCAGCCGUGGUUGCGGGGUAGGCGCAAUGUGGUACCGCGACCUCUGCCUAAAGCAGGAGAAGGAACGGGUGGUUUUAAUCCCUAAUAAUCUGAAGUACAUAUGCUCGGAUUGCGUAGACAACUUGGAGAAAUCAACGGCCUUCAAACUUCAGACUACGAAGAGUCUGAACAUGCUUCAGAAUGUUAAAGAUGAAGAAUAUCUUGACGAAUCCAUUCUGGAGGAAGCGGAGACCAGCAAUAAUGAUGCUAAGAAAAUGGAAAUACUAAAGUCCACGUCAGAUGGUGAAGACGAUGAUAUGGAUGAUUUAGAUGACGAACACGCCAUCCAGGCUCUGGAUGAAACGACCUGCAUCUAUUGUGACCUUCAACUGGCUACAGUAGAAGAUGUCCAUGAUCAUAUACGCACUGUCCACGAACUGGAACCCAGGACUGGACUCCCGCUUAGAGAGUGUUCGCUUUGUGGAGUUGCUUUGAGGGAUCCAGCUGAUCAUCAUAACAGGUGUCAUGGCGUCAAAUCAGAUCCGGAGGGUCGGAAAUACCCGUGUCACUUUUGUGACAAUAUUUACGUCAGCAAGAAGGCUUGCUUCACGCAUUUACGGAUGAAGCAUGGAUUGAAACUAUGCAACGAGCAGACUCCAAAGUAUGUCCCGAAGGAACGCAAAAAAUGUCAUAUGUGUAACCGCGACUUUAGUCAGAAACAGAUUCUCAACAAACACCUGUGGAAGGCUCAUGGAUUUGAGGUGGAAAAACGGAAAGCAUUUAUUUGCCCUCUUUGUGACGAAAGAGUGAGUUACGGAUCAAACUUUAGCGCCCAUCUUUUACAUGCGCAUAGAGUUCACGAACAGGUGGAGCAAUUGGAGUUUCAUAAUAUGGACGGUGAGUCAUCUAUCUCUCUAAGUCUUCAGCAUCUUUAUGGGGCGGCAAACGAGCAGGCGUAUUACCUGAUGGGGAAAGGCAAACGCCCAGCUCCGGAAAGACAGAUUUACAAGACGGGCAAAGCGUGCCCCGCUCAUAUGAUCGUUACGGAGACGAUGGAUCGAGUGCUGGUCACAUUUUAUAAAACCCACGUUGGGCAUGGUCCUUGUCCCUAUUUUGAACCGAGGGAGUCUAAGAAGAUGAAGUCAGAACCUCAUGCCAGUUCAUCCAUCGUAAUGGAUGAAGCUUUAAAAGCUGGAGUGGAGCCUAAAGAUGAAGCGGAUACAGCAGAAGAGUCCUGUUUGAUGUGUGAUGCCUGCGGCAUGUCAUUUGGGGAUUCCGAUAAGUUCAGAGACCAUGUCGCCACCCAUGGCUUGGAGCUGUUCCCUUGCCAAUAUUGUGAUGAUGUGAACAGUAGGAAAAAAAAUACUUCCCGCUGCACACCUAGGUGGUCUCACGAGGUGUAUGGUGGGCAAAGAGCGCAAUCGCCGCCCCAGGAUACUCGUAAUCAGCCGGGGUUGCAGGUUAAGCGCAAUGAGUCACCGCGGCCUCGGCCCAGAGCAGGAGAAGGAACAGGGGGUUUUUAG
This is a messenger RNA of Spodoptera exigua (beet armyworm), 1506 nucleotides long. The record is from the annotation of a GenBank genome assembly. Lineage: Eukaryota; Metazoa; Arthropoda; Insecta; Lepidoptera; Noctuidae.